Messenger RNA from Cryptomeria japonica (Japanese cedar), 1678 nucleotides. Its product is annotated as short-chain dehydrogenase TIC 32 A, chloroplastic. The transcript has 8 exons. Bases 401 to 1372 code for a protein of 323 amino acids. NCBI's taxonomy places the organism in Eukaryota, Viridiplantae, Streptophyta, Pinopsida, Cupressales, Cupressaceae. The record is from RefSeq and is a predicted model, not a curated record.
CGACCCAUUUUUAAAUCAUACCUAAUGCAUGUGCAAUUCAGAGGCUGAAAAUUGACUACUCAGGCCUGCCGCCCGAUCAAGCCUUGAAAAGUAAUUUGAAAUCUCAUCUUCCAGCUAGAAAUUCAUAGUUUACAGACCCACGCUUCGUCUCAAUUCUAAGCCUGAGGAUUUUUUAUUUAUAUGGGUGUGUUAGGCGUGUUAUUUGAGGUAUCAGUUGGAAGUUUCUGUUGUAGCCAUGGAUUGAAUAGUAUAUGAAAUUUAUACUUGCUUCAGCAGGUUCCAGCAUUUUCAAUCAUUUGAGUCCAGAGCAGAAUCCAUAUGCAAGCAAAAGUUUUUGUCUGAUUAGUCUGAGGAGUUGGGUUUUACCUGCAAAAUACCUUAAAUACUUAGUUCCACAAGGAUGACAUUAGAUAUGAUGAAAUACCUGAUUGGGGCACCAGGGCCCAGUGGCUAUGGCUCCAAAUCCACUGCAGAAGAUGUCACAGCUGACUGCUGCCUCCAUUCUUUCACUGCAAUAAUUACAGGUGCCACUUCUGGCAUUGGUGCUGAAACUGCCAGAGUGUUAUCAAAACGAGGAGCAAGAGUGAUAAUACCCGCAAGAAAUCUCAAGGCAGCUCAUGAUGUGAAAUCACUUAUUGAGAGAGAGACUCCUACAUCACAAAUAAUAGUCAUGGAGCUCGACCUCAGCUCCUUUACGUCUAUAACAAGAUUUGCCAGAGAGUUCUUGAGCCUGGGUUUACCACUCAAUAUUCUUAUAAACAAUGCUGGUAAAUUUUGCAAUAAGUUUCAGUUAUCAGAGGAUGGUUAUGAGAUGACGUUUGCAACAAACUAUUUGGGUCACUUUCUUUUGACAAAGCUGCUGCUAGAUAGAAUGAUUCAGACCGCUUAUGAAACAGGGAUUCAAGGAAGAAUUGUAAAUGUCUCAUCUUCCAUUCAUGGAUGGGUUAGCCGGAAAGGAAUUCAACUUCACCAACUUAACAAUCCAAAAAUAUACCAUCCUAGGCGUGCAUAUGCUCAAUCCAAACUUGCAAACAUUCUACACACAAACGAACUUGCUGAGAGGCUCAAGGAAAUGAAGGCCAAUGUGACUGCAAAUUCUGUCCAUCCAGGAAUAGGAAGAACAAGAAUCACAAGAGAUUGCGAAGGGCGUAUUACAGAUUUGGUUUUCUUCCUAGUAUCGAAGUUUCUCAAAUCAAUUCCUCAAGCUGCAUCGACAACUUGCUAUGUUGCAAUUCAUGGGCAGUUGCAGAACAUAUCAGGAAAAUAUUUCGCAGAUUGCAAUGAAGAAUGCCCUUCUGAUUUAGCCAGAGAUAGUUCUAAAGCCAAGGAGCUCUGGGAAGCCAGCCAAGACAUGACAAAAUCGUACCUGUAAAUUCUCACUGUAAAGCGAAAGUUAUAACAAUAAAAUAAACUUAAAAAAUAUAGGAAAUGUCUCUUUCUCACAGCGAGCAUACCAAUAAACAUCCCAACAGACCGAGUCUUUGAAUCACUGAAUACUCUGCUGAAAAGUUUGGUUGUUCAUAGUUAAUUUGUAAAUCAAUCCUAACCAUGAUUUAAUAAAUACUGGCUGAACAUUUUGCGGCCACACUUAAACUAAUGUUUUCGAAAAUCAGUCAGCCUGUCUAAUUUCUGCUGUAUUUUUUUGGCUGUUUACCUAAAGAAGAUUUGCAGAGCUUCC